This is a messenger RNA of Hippoglossus stenolepis (Pacific halibut), 2476 nucleotides long. It is a transcript of the gene slc25a21, whose product is annotated as solute carrier family 25 member 21. Lineage: Eukaryota; Metazoa; Chordata; Actinopteri; Pleuronectiformes; Pleuronectidae. The transcript is spliced from 11 exons. The record is from RefSeq and is a predicted model, not a curated record. The coding region runs from base 188 to 1090 and encodes 300 amino acids.
GAGGCUGAACUGUGCAGCUGAUUGAUUCCAGACGUUAGCUUUAGCAUUUAGCUUCAGCCUCUCACACCGCUGCCGAGCUCCGUCCAGCGUGCAGCUGCCGACCGGAGCCACUGAAGUCCGCGGGACCAGAGACGGGCAGGGAGCGGCCAGCGGAGCAGCACAGCACCGGAAGCGGAGCAGCAGGGAGAUGGAGGAGGAGAAGAAGAAGAGGAGUCUCCUCCGGGAGGCGUCGCAUCAGAUCGUCGCCGGCGGAUCCGCGGGUUUGGUAGAGAUCUGCCUGAUGCAUCCCCUCGAUGUGGUGAAGACGAGAUUCCAGAUCCAGACGGGAACCAGUGACCCCAACAGCUACAAGAACCUGAGCGAUUGCUUCCGCACAAUCUUCCGUAAUGAAAGGAUAUUUGGCUUCUACAAGGGAAUCCUGCCUCCAAUUGUGGCCGAGACACCAAAGAGAGCAGUCAAGUUUUUCACUUUUGAACAAUACAAGAAGUUGCUGAACUUGACCCCUCUGUCUCCUGGUGUGGCGCUGUCUGUAGCCGGGCUUGGCGCAGGCUUGACUGAGGCUGUUGUCGUCAAUCCGUUCGAAGUGGUGAAAGUCAGUCUCCAGGCCAACCGAGAUUCGUUCAAAGAGCAACCCUCCUCAUUUGCUCAAGCCAGACGCAUCAUUAAGUCGGACGGCUUUGGACUGAAGGGUCUGAAUAAAGGAUUAACAUCAACACUCGGACGCCAUGGAGUUUUCAACAUGAUCUACUUUGGCUUCUACUUCAAUGUCAAGGAUGCUAUUCCAACCAGCCCGGACCCGACCCUUGAGUUCAUGAGGAAGUUCGCCAUCGGCCUCGUGUCUGGGACCAUCUCCUCCUGUGUGAACAUCCCCUUCGACGUAGCCAAGAGCCGCAUCCAAGGCCCGCAGCCUGUGCCAGGGGAGAUCAAGUAUCGCACCUGCUUCCAGACCAUGGCCCUUGUGUCCCGGGAGGAGGGAUACUUGGCUCUGUACAAGGGGCUGGUGCCCAAGAUAAUGAGGCUUGGACCAGGUGGAGCAGUGAUGCUGCUGGUCUAUGAAUACGUGUCCGGUUGGCUUCACAAGAACUGGUAACAAAAACAAAAAGGGAAGAACAAACCACCGGAGUGCCUUUAUGGGUUGUGCCUCAAUCCCAAUACGGUUACCUGACUCCAGUAACAUGAGACCAAAUGAGUUCAUCUUUGUUCAACGAUACACUGUUAUUAAAAAGACCAAAAUCUACAUUCCAGUUAGUGCUAGAAAGCAGCUUUCGAAGGAGAACCCCACAUCUCUAUCCAAGUCAUUUUUAUCAGAAAUUAAUUCAAAACAGCUGCAAUAUUUCAAAGCCGCCUGAAAAACACAUUUCAAUGUAAAACCAGUUCCAGUGUUUUUCAACACUGAGUCAAUCGGGGGUUUAAGGCCCUGAAAACCAGUUUUUUCACUUCGCUUCUAAAGAUGUUCAACAAUGAGCACAAUAUUUUUGAUAUAUUUUGUUUUUCCUCUAUUUCCUCUCACUGGUUUUGAGUGUAUGUCACAUGCCUCUCUGAGCCAAUCACAGUGAAGCAAUAUUUGAUUCAAAAUCUGAUGACAGUUGAGGAGUUGUAUGCUGAUGUUGCCAGUUCUCUUCCUCGAAUCAGCUCAAACCACAUCCUCAUCGUCCUGAUGAAACAGCUUGUGUCUUUGUGAGUUUAAAAGCAUAAUAAUAAAUGUUCAUUGUUGCUUAUUUAGUCACGAAUACGACAAGAAAUGCUCGAUAUUUCAAAUCAGGCUUUCCAGGGUUUAGCUGUUAAAAACAUUCCGCCAGCACCCAACAGUCCCAUUAAAUUCUAUCAAGCUGCACCAGAUUGCAAAACACUCAUAGAUAUUAGUCCACGAAGUUUGUCUGAUUUAUUUCAUGGGAAUUCACUGAUUAUUUUUAGGGAAAUCUGUGAAAAUAGAAAAAUAAAAGUUUAUUUUUUAAUCUAGCUUCCAAAAAAACAACUGGUCCCACUAUAGAGGACUUGAUUAUAUAUCAUCAUUAUAUAGCUGCACAUGUUAUUUGACCAAACUGGAACUUCCGCUGAGCCUCGUAUACCCGAGUCAUCUGCUCAUGAAGGAGCAACAGUUCAGCAACAGUUCACUAUGCACACAUACAUAUACACGUUCUGUAUAUACACUUCGUCAUGUACAUCAAACAUACAAGAUCGAACACGUGUACUGUGAUCACAGCCAUUGUACUGAGCCUCACUGCGUAUUUCAAACAAACCAAAUAUCCACAGUAGUGCCGUUAAUAAGGAUUUAUGGGUAUAGAAAACUAUGUGUGUAUGUUCAGGCCUGUUGCUGAGCUACUUUUAUUGCAUGACUGAUAUUUUAAUGUAUCAUCUAUAAAUUGGACAAAUAUCUUUUUCUUUUUUUUUUACUAUCUCAAUUUAGAAUAGAAUUUGUUCAGUUAUUUGCAUGUAUUGGUAACAAAUAAUAAUAAAAAAAAAAAUUGAAAUCAGA